Molecule: messenger RNA, 4464 nt
Organism: Symbiodinium natans
Lineage: Eukaryota; Dinophyceae; Suessiales; Symbiodiniaceae
Source: the annotation of a GenBank genome assembly
AUGCUCGGAGGGGGCGUGGACGACUUCUCAGCCAGCGAAAAGGUCAUCUUCACACCUGGUCUGCACACAAGGCUGCAAUACUUCGGCAAUGACCCUGCCAUCGUCAUGCACCUUUGGACCACCGCAAGUUUGGCAGACAAGGACGCGUCGGCGACCUCGGACAAGUUGACCUGGGCAUGCAUCGACCGGCCAGUGGCGAACGUCAUCGACCCCGAGAUCUACCGUAGGGUCUUCAGUCAGACGCAGCCCGCAAAUCCGGCGUCUCCGGUCGCCACUGAGGGUGCUCCGCUGCACUGGAAGAAGGCCGCCGCCAGCCGAGUGACAAGCGACCUCAUCAGCGAAGCCUCGGUUGUAGCCUUCCGGAGCCGCGAAGAAGCCGGAGGUUCAUCCUUGGUGCCCAUGGGGACAGUGACCAUGACGGUGAACAUGACCUACGCGGGCGAGCUCCUGAGCAACCUGAAGCUGAGCCCCACCUUCUACGCGGUAGUUGCAGAUGCUGAUGGCCGGGUGGUCGCAAUGAGCCGGCGCGCGCGAGACAUCGUCUUCAAAAAGGGCUUCCUCGAAGAGCAGCUGCGCAACCCCUCUGGCCAGCCACCCUGCAGUGCGGCACGGCAGACGGAUUGCUGGUGGACGCCGCCGUCGCCGCUGUCGCUGAAGAAUGCCACGGAUCCUCAGUACAGCGGUAUCGACUUCGGGGGCGUGCUCAACAAGGUCUUCAAUGCCUCGCUUUACAACGAGCACCUCUGUUCCCAGGGGGUCAAGACGAAGACUCUUCGCGGUCCCAAGGAUGGAGAUCACCUGGCCGUCUUCUGCAGGCUCAUGGCCAAUCCAGAGUGGGCAAUUCUCAUGUUUGCGCCCCUGGACGAGCUGCAGACGGCAGUCAGGUUCACCGUUGACAAGCAGAACAUCACCAAGGUUAACGUUGGCCAGGACAAGGACAAAGACGCCACUGGGUUCAUUGCACAGAAGGGGGACAACAGCAGCUGCGUGACGGUGUCGCCCGCCAACGGCACGCUAGCCCCCAAUCAAACAACGAAGCUGCUGCUGAAGUUUGACCUGGACACCUUUGGCAACUGGGCCGCUGCUAGUGGAACUCUACCGAGUCAUCAUAACGAGGUUCUCCUUGACCCGACCGAAGCCAAUUGGCUUCCUGAAGCAGCUCGGGAGCAGAACGCGAUCAUCCGCAACGGCAUCCCCCUGUCUGCGGCGCUGAUCCUGACACUGGCCAUGGUCCUCUAUCGGGUAGCCAGCUCGCUGUUGAACUCCUACUACGGGAAGCUGGCGCACGAGAGGGGCACCGUUGAGAAGGCCCUCCACGCCACGGAGGAGGUCUCCUUUCCGAUGGUGCUUUUGCAGGUGCCCAUCUUCAAGCAGCUUGGGAAGUUCGUGGCCUUUGAGAGCACGUUGCCCCAGUCCAUUUGGCUACACACCAUCCAGGAGAUUGACGACUUCCUGCUCAAGGUCAUCUUCAUGUCCCACCAGUGGACGGCCUUCGCAGAACCAGACCAUGAAGGCAAGCAGUACGAGCAGAUGGUCAUGGCUGUGGAAGAGGUCAUGAAGAAGUGGAAGUGGCAGGAAAGCACGACCUAUGUCUGGCUCGACUAUAGCUCCAUUCCGCAGAGGCACCGCCCAUCGCAGACCGCUGCGAUCAACUCCCUCACCGUCUACGCAGCCAAGGUCUCCGCCUUCGUCGUCGUGGCGCCGCCCGUAAAGCACAAGGAUUUGGAGGACGAGUGCAACUUGGAUACGUACCAGUGCCGUGCGUGGUGCAGGGCCGAGCAGCUCUCCCACUUGUUGGCGCAGGCGGGUGACAACAUGUUCCUGGCCGAGAGUGGGCAGCUCACCCCACUCAAUGAGGACUGGCUGCAGAAAUCCAUCCAGGUCUUCGGGGAAGACAGCCAGCUCACCUGCUGCAGGCGCAAGCACGAAGGCAUGGACAUGUGCGACAAGGAGCGCCUUGUCGUGCCAAUGCUGGGCCUUUGGGCGCAGCUUUGCAGGACGGUGAAGGCGGGCAAUGCCAAUGAGAACCUGCAAAAGAUCCACAAGGACCUCAUGAAGUCCGACGGUGGCGUCCCAAGGAUCAAGAAGAUCUUCCCCGAGAGCUUCAUCUUUGAGUCGGAGAACGGGCAGGAGGAGCGGAGCCUCUUCGGACAGCUCGUGGAGCGUCUCCAGGACAGCUUGGACACCCAGAAGAAGGAGAAGCGAAACUUCAAGGCGCUUGCCACGGCCACGGCUGCGGCCACAUCCCUCGCACGCAAGUCAGACCUCUUGGGCGUGCGCCUAGGCAGGAACCUAGAGACGGUAACUACCAAGAUCAUCCUUUUGCAUUACCGAUCCACAUAUUUAUGCGAGUCGGACAAGGCCGCGGAUGCCGUCACCUUGGAGAUUGGUCUACGAAUGCUGGGUGAGUUGAUGGACAUUCGCUUAGCGAACGUCAGCUCAACCGGGACAUCGUGGAAGGUAGCAGUAGGACCCUCGGGCUUCGCUCUGCGUCUCCGCUCCUAUGCGUCCAACGCUGCGAGCUCCUUUGAGCAGGCCGUCGUCACAGCCUGCCCUUUGUCACUACGGCUACACUGCGUGAGAACGAUGCCCCGCGCACCAGCGACCAAGCUUGCUACGCAGUUUCCGCAGCUGAGUCGUGGAGGGGCAGCCAGCCGCGUUCGCCUGCAUGCAGGUGUUUCUCCGCGAUGUGUUGGUCGAAACAGCGUUGCUUACAUCAGCCAGGACCCGGAGAGUUCGGCCAGUUCCCAGGGGAAACAAGCCAGUUCCAGCUGGGACCGCAGGAAGCGGGUGACGAGCGAUUUCGCCCAAGAGCUGCGGGACCAGACAGAGGCCGUCUUGAAAGUUGCCGUGCGUGAGCGCGAGAUUUUGCUCACGCCAGGCAGCCACUCGCGCUCUGAACUGCUGGACGCACUGGAAGGAAUAUGGUCUGCGACUCAAGUCGACGGCUGGGGGAAGGUCACGCAAGCGGUUCAUGAGCGCGGUGGGCUGAUCGUGUGCCAGCUGUGGCAUACCGGACGUGUGGCGCAUCCGGAUUACGGCCAGCACCCUUGCAAUGAAGGAGGGCGAUACCGGCCGGGAGUUUCGGCAAGUCCGACGCAGAUCGCGAAUCGGCAUGGCAAGCCAGGAAAGACGAUGACUUACGAGGGCAUCAAGGACUUCGCUGUUCCCAGAGAGCUAUCCACCGCUGACAUUCAGAGGCUCAUUCAGGACUACACCCAUGCAGCUCAGAAGGCCAAGGAGGCUGGGUUUGAUGGAGUGGAGGUUCAUGCAGCACAUGGAUAUCUGAUAGACCAGUUUCUGAACAAUGGCGUGAAUCGUCGCACGGACCGGUAUGGGGGUUCUUGUGAGAACCGGUGCAGGCUGCUCUGCGAGGUGGUCGAGGCUGUCCUGGGUGUCUGGGGCGAUGGCACCGUGGGAGUCCGCGUAAGUCCCCACGAUGCGCCGAACGGCGGGAACACGUUCUACGGGUGCACCGACUCGGAGCCGGAUGCCGUGUAUUCCCACGCCAUCCGGGCUCUGAACAACUAUCCCCUUGCGUACCUGCUCGUCACCGAGCCGCGCUGGGUCGGCAAGCAUGAUGGCAACCCUGAGAAGGAUCCAGGCUUCCGAAUGCCCUUGGUGAAUCUGCAAAAGUACCGCUCGCUCUUCCAGGGCGUCAUGAUUGGAGCAGGGGGGUUCACGCCAGCCACGUCCUACGAAGCCUGCAUGGAGGCUCAUGGAUACGACGCCAUCGCGUUCGGACGCUGGUUCAUUUCCAAUCCCGACUUGCCGGAACGUUUGAGGGCCUGGCAUCAGAGCAAGUCUGCACGACAGCAGCGACCCAGCAAGGAAACUCCAUGGCUGAACCGGUAUGACCGGAAUACAUUCUAUGCACCUGGGCCAGGAGGCUACAUUGACUAUCCCUCGGUGGAGUACGAGGAGGCUGUUUCGAGCCACAAGAAUGCGACUUCAGCGGAGUAUGAGGGAAUGAUCGCUGGGAAGUAUGACGUGAUGGAUCCGUCAAAGGUCGGGACCAGCUUGCAAGCGGCUCAGGUCAUGGGUAGCUGCACGAAGGAAGAAGCCGCGGCUCUGCAGGCCACACUUCUGAAGAAGCUCGAGAUUCAGAGCGACAAGGUCCAUCUCGUCCCCAGCAACGCAAGUGAGCGGGUGCGUCGCGUGGUGCGCCCCGCCGGGCCUGUGGAGCUGAGGGCCAGGAGCCCGCGCAGAGACAGCACCCACGCGCUGCUCAUGACCAUCCUGGUUGGCACGGGGAGCCUGCGCCGGCGAGUGCUGCUGGGCCUCGUUUCCCAGGUCCUCCAGGAGGUCGCCUUUGCCGAGCUGAGGACACGGCUGCAGCUGGGCUACACGGUGGGCGGCUCUGUUUCUGCCAUCUCGAACGUCUUGACCAUCUCGUGCUACGCCGGACGCAGUGCAGUGCGCCAUGCCUGGAAGUCCGAGUCAACGUCAAAGCGGCCGAGCUAA